GGUUGAGUAAGCACAUUCACGCAGAGCCAAGUUAAGCAAGAGGGAGAGGAAAAGCGCAAAUCUCCCUUCGUUUGUCAGUACACAACCUUUGAUUUGAGAGAUCGGACAUGGCUUCCUCCAAAGAACGCGAGAACUUCGUCUACGUCGCUAAGCUUGCUGAGCAAGCCGAACGCUACGAUGAAAUGGUUGAUGCGAUGAAGAGUGUAGCAAAUAUGGAUGUUGAAUUGACUGUUGAGGAAAGGAAUCUGCUUUCUGUUGGUUAUAAGAAUGUGGUAGGUUCCAGGAGAGCAUCUUGGAGGAUCUUAUCCUCUAUUGAGCAGAAGGAAGAAUCUAGAGGAAAUGAGCAAAAUGUCAAGCGAAUCAAGGAGUAUCGACAAAAGGUGGAGACAGAGCUCACCAGCAUUUGCAACGAUAUCAUGGUGGUCAUUGAUCAGCAUCUAAUUCCUUCAUGCACUGCAGGCGAAUCAACUGUGUUUUACCACAAGAUGAAGGGAGACUAUUAUCGUUAUCUUGCAGAAUUUAAAUCGGGCAAUGACAAGAAAGAGGUUGCAGAGCUUUCGUUGAAAGCAUAUCAGUCAGCUACAACUGCUGCAGAGGCGGAAUUACCUCCCACUCAUCCCAUUCGGUUGGGAUUGGCUUUGAAUUUCUCUGUUUUCUAUUAUGAGAUCAUGAAUUCGCCUGAAAGGGCAUGCCAUCUGGCAAAGCAGGCCUUUGAUGAAGCAAUAUCUGAGUUGGAUAGCCUGAAUGAGGAUUCCUACAAAGACAGCACCUUGAUUAUGCAGCUUCUAAGGGACAAUCUCACCUUGUGGACUUCUGAUCUUCCAGAGGAUGCAGAAGAUGCCCAAAAGGGAGAUGCCACAAACAAAGCAGGUGGAGGUGAAGAUGCAGAGUGAAUGGGCCUAAUGGUUAGAACUACCUUGUGUAUUUGGAGCUCUGAGGACGGCGAUACACCAAGGGGAUGUGUGUUUGUUAAGUCCUAGUAGAUACUUAUCUUAUGGGCAUGUCGUGUCGGUUUCUUUACAUGUUAAUUGGGUGUUGCAAUUCAGCAUGUGUGUGAUUUGUAUCCCUGUGCUAUUUCCUCUCCGUAAAGUGAGUUGUUUCAGUCUUUAGAUGAUUGGUUUGGUCCAUAGGUGGUUUUAUUUUUCAGAGGACUGCCGCAGCCAAAUUGGAGGACAUCAGCUCUUUGUUUGACCUCUCAACCUUAUUAUCUCAAUGUCACCAAUUUUAUAUAAUUCUCACCUUUUUUUCAUCA
Messenger RNA from Nicotiana attenuata, 1252 nucleotides. Its product is annotated as 14-3-3 protein 9. Gene Ontology annotation, biological process: signal transduction. The coding region runs from base 108 to 893 and encodes 261 amino acids. NCBI's taxonomy places the organism in Eukaryota, Viridiplantae, Streptophyta, Magnoliopsida, Solanales, Solanaceae. Gene Ontology annotation, cellular component: cytoplasm. The record is from RefSeq and is a predicted model, not a curated record. The transcript is spliced from 7 exons.